Messenger RNA from Pantherophis guttatus, 13902 nucleotides. The record is from RefSeq and is a predicted model, not a curated record. Lineage: Eukaryota; Metazoa; Chordata; Lepidosauria; Squamata; Colubridae.
AUCCGCAGAAGCCCUCGCUGUCUUUUCCUCUGGCACCGCGGCGCGCAGCGCUCUGCAGAGGCUUGGGAUCCAGAAAACGAGCGGGAACGCUCCGCUGCUGCAGCAACGGGACCAGCAGCGGUUUCCCGCCAGCUUCUUUCUUGUCUCUCUCUCCUACCCCCACCUCACUCUACCUCCCAGGCUGGAAAGACCCCCUUGCAGAAGUCACGCAGCCGUGCGCCCCCUACACACACACACACACAAACGCACAAACCCCUUGAAGGGACAGGAAAACGAAAGGGGAUUCCCACUCAGGAGCGAAGCGGGAUCCUAGCUGCCCAGCAGCUGCUGCUGCAACGAUGACGCGCCUGAGCUGGUGUUUUGCUUCCCUGAUCCGCUGGGGAAAAUACUUCUUCUCCUGCCUCCUGCCCCUGCGUUUCUGCCUGCACCGGGAGCCUCAGGACCUGGAAGCAUCCACAUCCCACACUUUCAAAGUGAAGAGUUUCAAGAAAGUAAAACCAUGUGGGAUAUGUCGACAGGCGAUUACCCGGGAAGGUAGUACCUGCAGAGGUUGCAAGCUGUCCUGUCACAAGAAAUGUGAAGCCAAGGCUGCCACACCUUGCAUGCCUGCUGGCAAUCAUGAGCUGCCAUCCACCGAAGAGAGCCCUGCAAAGCAUGUAGAUACCCCGGUAUUUUCAAGAUCCCCUCAAAUUAUGCAGGCACAACGUAAACCUUCAAGGAACUUGAGCCUAAACCAGGCCAUGGAAGACACUUGUGAACUAGACCUGGUAUAUGUCACAGAACGGAUAAUUGCUGUCAACUUUGCAAGUUUGUCGGAAGAACAAACCUUCUGCAGCAACCUGAAGGAGGUGGCUCAAAUGCUUAAAUCCAAGCAUGGGGACAGUUACUUGCUUCUUAAUCUGUCAGAGAGGAGGCAUGACAUCAGCAAGCUGCAUUCCAAGGUCCUGGAUUUCGGGUGGCCUGACUUGCACACUCCUGCCCUGGAGAAGAUAUGCAGCAUCUGCAAGGCCAUGGACACAUGGCUCAAUGCUGACCCGCACAAUGUGGUAGUGCUGCAUAAUAAGGGGAACAGAGGUCGAACAGGGGUUGUUAUUGCUGCUUACAUGCACUAUAGCAAUAUUUCAGCCAGUGCAGAUCAAGCUCUGGACCGGUUUGCCAUGAAGAGGUUUUACGAGGACAAGGUGAUCCCAGCUGGGCAGCCAUCUCAGAAGAGAUAUGUCCAUUACUUCAGUGGUCUGCUGUCUGGCACCAUCAAAAUGAACAACAAGCCCCUCUUCUUGCAUCAUGUCAUCAUGCAUGGAAUACCCAACUUUGAAUCUAAAGGAGGCUGCCGGCCCUUCCUCAAGAUAUAUCAGGCAAUGCAACCGGUCUACACAUCAGGAAUCUACAAUGUGCAGGGAGACAGCCAGACAAGCAUCUGUAUCACCAUAGAACCGGGACUCCUCUUAAAGGGAGAUAUUUUGCUGAAAUGCUAUCACAAGGAAUUCCGUAGCCCGACGCGGGAUGUAAUCUUUCGGGUGCAGUUCCAUACCUGUGCCAUUCAUGAUUUGGCUAUUGUCUUCAAUAAAGAGGACCUGGAUGAUGCCUUUAAAGAUGAGAGGUUUCCUGAGUAUGGGAAGGUGGAAUUUGUAUUCUCCUAUGGUCCCGAGAAGAUUCAAGGCAUGGAACAUUUAGAGAAUGGCCCAAGCGUCUCAGUGGACUACAACACAUCAGAUCCGCUCAUCCGCAGGGAUUCCUAUGAAAACUUCAAUAUACGUCGUGAAGACAGCAUGGAUGAAGUUGGGCACACCCAAGGACCUCUGGAUGGAAGCCUAUAUGCCAAGGUGAAAAAGAAAGACUCCCUUCACGGCAGCACUGGCACUGUCAACCCCAACCGGCUUGCCCUCUCUGCCGCCCCCAACCACAUUGAGCACACGCUGUCGGUCAGCAGUGAUUCAGGGAACUCAACUGCUUCCACCAAGACAGACAAGACCGAUGAGCAGGCAGCACCUUCGGUUCCCAGCAGCAGUGGAGGAAACAACCCUAUUCUGACCCCUGAAGAAAAGCGGGAGCUUGAGAGUUUGCUCAGUGGAUUUGGUUUGGAAAACGAAGCCACCAUGCACAACCACAGCCCCAGUGAGAUAACAGCGGCUGUUUCUGCUUCACCAGGCCGCCAUAUCAUACCAGCUCAGGUUCAUGUCAAUGGGGAAGCUGCUGGCUUAGUGGCCGAGAGGGAAACUGACAUUUUGGAUGAUGAGUUGCCCAACCAGGAUGGACACAGUGUGGGUAGCUUAGGUACCCUCUCCUCUUUCGAUGGCACUACCAACACCAGUGACAUUGGCUAUCAUGAGGCUCCCCGGAUGGAGAGCCUCAAUUCUUUACCCAAUGGUUCAUCCAAUUUCAAUGGCUUAGACAAGCUGCAUGACUCAGAGAUGGUUAUCAAUGGUGGUUAUCCCUACAACAACCAGAAUGCCUUGAGGAACAUUAUAGGACGUCACCCUCAUGAUGCUUACGCGCACAUCAGGCCCUCAGUGUCUGCCCAAGAAAAUCUGGCUGAUUAUCACCAGCAUGGCUUCCCCACUCCUGGCUGGUUACAACCCCAGCCACCAGCCUCCAGCCAGCAGUAUCCCUAUGGCUACGACUCAAAUAGCAUAUAUCGCUCCCAGUCCUUCCCCACAGCUACUGUUGAAAUCUCCCAGCUUCCUCAAGCACCAGCCCGGAGCACAAGUAGUCGAGAAGCUGUCCAGAGGGGGCUUAACUCUUGGCAGCAACAAGGUGGAGGUAGCAGACCACCAUCACGUCAACAGGAUGGUGCCCGAGACAGCCAUAGUUCCAGUCUUGCUAGUGCAAGCCCCCAAUCCAGCCCUUCACAAGCAGCACCCCCUCAAAGCAUAAGCAUCCCUGAAUUCCCUAGAGUUGCCUCCCAGAAGGAAAUAGAACAAUCCAUUGAAGCUCUCAAUAUGCUCAUGCAUGACCUGGAUCCCUCUGUCUCCAUGAUGCCUAAAUCCCAGAGUGUUCCAUUGGCUACCAGAGAAGACAGGCCGCACCCAGUAGCCCUUUCAAUGUCUGCCCAACCUGUGAUAGGACCUCACGUGGUGCAGCCAAAGGCUACCAAUGCUUUUGGCUUGAUUCCAGGAAGCCCUUCACAAAACUCCCUGGGCUCCAGUGUGCCCCAGAUGGCUGAACCAACGCCUAAAGUUCAUCCUAUGAAACUAUUGCUCAACAGUGUUGGAGAACCGGAGUAUCCAGCACAAGAUUUCAGAGAGGCCUAUUCUCCAUAUGGCUAUCAGAACCAACAGCCAACUGUAAUACAAGGAAAGAGCCUUGGGCAGAUGGCAGGAAGCCCACCCACAUCUCCCAGGCCUCAUGCAACAGCAUGCAAGGUCCUGGAAGGGCAGCAUCCUCUGCUGACAUCACCUCCUUCAUCCACAACAGCAGUCCAACCCCAGAUGCCCUUCAACGAGGCUGAGCAUCACGGAGAAGCUUCUCAGGCUUCAGAGGAAGAGCCUUUGCAUCUUGAAGGUCUGGUGGCUCACAGAGUAGCAGAAUACAACGCCAAACUCCGGGACCUCCGGAACAGCAUGAAAAGCCCCCAUCCUCCUCUUCACCGACAACGAUCCUUCUCCUUUUCUGGAUACUUGGCCCUUCUGAAUCCACCCAGAUCUGUCCUUAAAGGAGUGCAGCUGCCCCAGGAGAAGUCACCAGAGGAAGGUGAAGCCCUUGUCCGGAGACGUACCACCAGUGAGGGUCAAUACGAGAACAGUCCCCAAGAACCCAGUUCACCACGAAGCCCAACUGUCCGAUCACCAAUUCACUGUGUCUCACCAGAGGUGGUCAGCACCAUCGCUGCCAAUCCUGGAGGAAGACCUAAGGAGCCCCAUCUUCAUAGCUACAAAGAAGCUUUGGAGGAGUUUCAGGGGACCUCUCCAAGCAGUCCACCUUCCAGUGGUGGUGAGACUUCUCCCCCAACCCCUGCUUUCCCUGUCUCACCACAAACCCCUUACAGCAACCUGUUGCGCUCUCCACCAGGAUUGGCUAAAACUCCACUUUCAGCACUGGGGCUGAAACCUCAUAAUCCAGCAGAGAUUUUGUUGCAUCAGACAGGAGGGCCCCGGAGCUAUGUGGAAUCUGUGGCUCAUACAGCAGCAGGCAACAGCGGUGGGAGCGGAAGCAGCAUUGCUGGGAAGCUCCAGCCAUCUUUGGUUUCAGAGACCUACAGCACUGAGACACCUGUAAGGAAUGAGUCCCUCAACAAUUCUUUCACCUUGCCUAGCCCAGCCUCUGCCAGCAGCCCUAUACAUAGCAUGGACGGGAUCUCUAUUGGUAGUUACCCAUCAGAAAACAGUGCCAGCAUAGCCAUUUCCUCCCAGCCAUCUGCCGAGUCCAGCUUCCAAUCCACUAAUCUUUCUCAGGGUCCUUCAGCACACAGCAGUUACCAAAAUACAUCUACAUCAACUCAGGGCCUGCCGGUCUCUAUGAAUGCCGACUUCCCUGAUGGCCGAACCAGCACUCAACAAGAUAACCAUCCAAGGCCUCAAGCCCAGAUCAUUGCAUCUGGGGUCCAAGUCAUGCCUGGAAGCCCACAUGCCCUUCAUAGAACAGUAGCUACCAAUACUCCUCCUAGCCCAGGGUUUGGGCGAAGAACUGUUAGCACAAAUAUGGUGGCCAUUCCAGGAAGCCCAAGCAUGAACAGGCACUUAAUGGGUCCCCAUAGCACUGUUGUUUCAUCACCUGGGAGUCCAAGCCAUGCUCGACACCAGCCCUUAGCAGGGGGUAGCACAGCCAUGAUUUCUGGGAGUCCCAGUCUGGACCGACAUAUGAUAUGUGGGUACUCAACUCCAGAGGAAAAGCAACAAACACUGUCUCGCCAGAGCAGUGCUUCAGGUUAUCAAGCUCCCUCUACCCCAUUAUUUCCUGUCUCCCCUGCAUACUAUCAUGGAAUUAGCCCACAUUCCUCUUCCCCUGACUCGGCAGUAUAUAGACAGGGCAGCCCCACCCCACCCCAACCAUUGCUCCCUGAGAAAAGAAGGAUGUCAUCGGGGGAUCGAUCAAACAGCCUGCCCAACUAUGCUACAGUGAAUGGCAAGACUUCAUCACCCAUUUCCAGUGGCAUGUCCAGUCCCAGCAGUGGGAGCAGUAUGGCCUUUCAUCAUACUCUGCCAGAUUUUUCCAAAUUUUCAAUGCCAGACAGCAGUCCUGAAACAAGAGCAAAUGUAAAGUUCGUCCAGGAUACCUCGAAAUACUGGUACAAGCCAGAGAUUUCCAGAGAACAAGCCAUUGCAUUGCUAAAAGACAAGGAACCAGGGGCCUUCAUCAUUCGAGACAGCCACUCUUUCCGGGGAGCCUACGGACUGGCCAUGAAAGUAGCUUCACCGCCUCCAGGUGUUAUACAGCAGAGCAAGAAAGGAGAUAUCACCAAUGAACUGGUAAGACACUUCCUGAUAGAAACCAGCCCUAAAGGUGUGAAACUAAAAGGAUGUCCCAAUGAACCCAAUUUUGGUUGUCUCUCUGCUCUGGUGUAUCAGCACUCAAUCAUGCCUCUGGCAUUGCCUUGUAAGCUGGUCAUUCCUGACAGAGAUCCUAUGGAUGAAACAAAAGAAACAACAUCAUCCAGCAGCUCAGCAACUGAUUUGCUCAAACAGGGAGCAGCCUGCAACGUGCUGUUUAUAAACUCGGUGGAAAUGGAAUCAUUAACAGGCCCUCAGGCCAUCGCCAAAGCAAUCACUGAGACACUGGCUGCCGAUAUCCCUCCCUCUGCUACUAUUGUCCACUUUAAAGUCUCCACACAAGGCAUCACCUUGACAGACAACCAGAGGAAGCUGUUCUUCAGACGACAUUACCCUAUCGUUACUGUCACUUUCUGCGAUGUGGACCCACAGGACAGAAAGUGGACUAAAUCAGAAUCUGGUGGUGCUGCCAAACUCUUUGGCUUCGUGGCUAGGAAACAAGGCAGUACGACGGACAACGUUUGCCACCUCUUUGCUGAGCUGGACCCAGAUCAGCCAGCGGCUGCCAUUGUCAAUUUUGUUUCCAGAGUUAUGCUUGGCUCCUCUCACAAGAGAUGAACUGUGGCUUCCCCCUUUGCAGGGGGCUUCUUGCCCUUGAAUUUUGACGAAGGACUUGGAGUUGUUCCGAGAAGUAGUGUGAGGAAGUGCAUCGUGAAGGAGUGAUGUGAACUGAUGAGGGGGGGGAAGGGGAAGGUUUAUAUAUAUAUAAAAAGCGAUCUGAAUUGUUGGAAGGCUGAAACCAACCAAACACAUGUAUGUAGCAGAAACCAAGGAAUUGACACCAUUGUCUUUCCCUGCCAAGAUCAAGAGAUGGAAACAAUUUUGGCUUUUGGAUCAGCACAAAAAUCAGAGAAUUCAGCCCCACAGGCCAAAGUAUGAAAUCUUAGUAAUCUUUGUGGGAUAGGUCUAUCUAGUAGUUGCUUGUUUAGAAAAUAAGGCAAAACGAAACCGACUCAAAUACCCAUGACUAUAUGAGCUUCAGGAAAUAAUAUCCAGAGAGAUGCUAAAAUCAUUUUUAAAAGCAAAUGCUCCCGGUUCAACUACUGCUGAAAGUAUGAAGUAUGUCUGAAUGAGUGUGUGUGCACAUGCAUGUGGUAUGUCUGUGAUAUGCAUAUAUUUCAGUAUUUAACGUGAGGCUUUACCGUGAGGCUUCUUGCCUCUGAUGGCGAUUCAGAACAUGUAUCUCAUUCCCACUGAGGUCACGGGCCUCCGUAACCUGAAAAAUAAACUUACAAAAACAACGGUUAGCACUGUGAGAUUUACAGUGCAAGCAGAAAGUAUUUAUUUUAAUCAGUAGUCACACUCAUCCCCACAUGCAUGUGCACCUACCAAUCUGUACAAAAGAGUUUCAGAGCUGAGAAUCUCUUUUUCAAUAAUAGUUUGCGGAGCAUGCUAGCCAAAGCAAAAUACGCUAGUAUCGGACAGAGUCUAUGCAACGGGACUCAGAAUAAAUUGUCCUUAAGACUCUCUUUCCCGGAAAUGUUAAAACACAGGAAUUGGGGAAUGCCCUUCCUUUUGAGUUUAGGAUAAAAACAGUUCUGCCCAAGCUUAUCCUUUGGGAGACAUACACGUUGUUUUGGAAAUUGCAUGGAAACUGAGCAAAGGCAAGAUGAAUAAUCCAAUAAACGGGAGGGGGGGGAUUCUAUUUUGAAGCCAUGAAGAAUAACCAUUAUAAAGACUUACCUUGUUGAUUUAAGCAUGGCCCUAGCUAUUUCAAAAAGACAGUGGUCAUAUGGAGGUUCAGUAUGUAGCAAAAUUAGUUUAUUAUUUUUGCAUUAUUAAGCUUUAUUUUUGCUUCUGGAGGCAUCAAACAGUAGAUUUUUGCACUGACCUAAUAAUGUUAUGCUAGAUUGACAUUUAGUAUGAAAAGGGAGGCUGUUCCUUAUGUUGCAUAUCAUUUCAUGCAAAGCAACUUCAUAUCCUUUCCAGAGAAAAUGAGAAAAUGAAGCAGUUGCAGAAAAAUUGUAUCUUCUUAUAUUUAACACCACGGUUGAAUCCUUCUGUUAGAAUGAUUUUUGGCAUUUCUAAUGGAGGACACUUUUAUACUAUCUGUAAACUGUUCAUGCUUGGUAUCUAUCAAGGAGAGAGUGAAUAAUGUGGAUUGAUCUAUCACAUAGAAUUUCCGUAGUGUAAUAAGAAUUUCUCACUAUCUUCCCAAACUUCUACAAUUGGCAAUUUUUAGAUUUAAAGAUGUGCUGAAUGGAUAAAAAGAAGCUCUUUUCUAUCACCCAUUCUGCCUAUGGCUUUAUUGUGAAUUUUUCAAUAUUAGGCUAGAUUCAAGAAAGCCACUGUUGUUUUGCAAUAUAUCAAUUGAGUCAGUACAAACUGGUUCAAAAACCACUUGCAUGGAAAUAAUAUGAAACAUUCUACCCCAUGCCCUGUUAAUAACCCAAACCUAUAAAAUUUUGUUCACUGCUACUGAAAUGGCAGGUGCAAUUCAACAAUUGUCAUCCAAACUGCUAUAUGGCAAGGUGGACCUAAGUCUUCGCAGGUCUCCAACACCACUGACACAAUUCAGUGGCCUCCACUAGAAAUCAUGAAUGGAAGUUGGUCUGUCCAUCAAUUUUGUUCAGACAUGAAUAGGUCAUGAAAUAGUGAAGAACAGAAACAUUUUUGGGAUGGAGGCCAUGUUGAUGAGGCCCUUCAUACAAACUCAUGCAGCAUUCAUUAAAAACCAGUACGACAACUCGCGAGACAUGCAGUCACCUAAAUUCCCUCGGCAUUUUCAUUGCCUUCUUAUAUAAUAUAUAUAUGUAUGUAUGUAUGUAAGUAUGUAUGAAAUAUACUGACAAAAUAAUGUAAGCUAAUCAAUAAGUUUUUUCUAAAAAAAAAAAUGAAAUUUACACAAAGUAUUUAUUUUUUUGUUUUUGGCCCUGUUGCUUUUAUUUUUCAUCUUUGAUUUUUGCAGCUCCCUUCAUUCCUCCUACCCCAUAGAAUAUUCUCUGUGCGACUAACCUGUCACCUCCAGAUGCACUGGGAUUUUUUCCCCUGAAAUUCUGGGAGCCUUAAAUCCUAAUAUAUCUGGGAAAUACCAGGUCUGGGGAGUGGUGACAGUAUAAAGCUUUCGUUUUGUUAACGUGACCAUACUGAGCAAAGUGUCAAAACACGAGGUCAGUUCCAUCUCCUGAAUGCUAUAAAAGCAGCAGCUUCUAAUUGUAUGCCCCGGGGCAAUGUCAUUAUACAAUAUUCCUCAUCCCAUCCCACCCCACCCCAUUGUUCAUCCUCUGCCUGAGCAAAUGAGCACGAAUGCAUUUGUACUUUAUCACUGAAUGACGUGAGGGAUAACGGUGCGCGUAUGUGUGAAAGUGUGCGAAGAGAGAUUCAUUUCUGGAUAUUGUUGUAUAAAGCAUGAGUUUUGUGAUGGAGAAUUGUUGAGACAGGUACUUGGAUGGAGUGGGAACAUCAGUUUUUGGCAUCAUCACCCAGGCUCCGAGCCCCAUCCAUAGCCAGAUGGGAUGCUGGAGACUGCGAGAUUUAUUCUUUAUGUUUGUGCUGAAUGUCUCUCUCCUUCCGAAAAAUUCAAGCAAGAUGAUUUUCCCCCCUUCCUUCCCCCGCCUCACCUGCAACUGUCUCACCCUGCCAUUAACCAAUUAGAAAAAGACUGUGUCUAUAUAGAUAUAUAAAUAUUAUAAAUAUAUAUAUUUUUUGAAAGUCUCUAUUUUUCAGAUUUCAUUUUUUUCCCCACUGCUUUCAAAAUUGUCCCUGUACUCAGUGCUUGCUACCUUGUCACAGGAAAAAGUAUAUUGGAAGUUAAUGGUUCAUGCCUUUUUUUUUUUUUUUUGACACUCAGAUGAAAGUAAGUUGAUAUAAGUAUCCAGUAGUCACAUAUCAGUAAAUACAUUGGUAGGCACAUGCACGUGAACAAAAUAUCUGCUUUCAGCCAUGCCUUGCACACUGUUCCUGUACUAACUCACGAGCUAAAGAUGGAAAGUUUAAGAUCCCUCUCUUUUUAGCCCACUCGCUGAGGCAAAGCCUAAUCACAUUAUACAGCUUAUUGCUUGUCCAGUUUGUAUCGAGACAGUGCAGCGUUUUAGGAAUAAACUUGUACUUAUGUAGAUCACCUUCCAGGUCCUUCUCUCAGCCUAGGGUUCUUAAAAUGUAUGUGAGGCAAAACACCCAAAAGGACAGUUUCUAGAACUAAUGGGAAAUUUGACUCACCUCUAAACCCUACAAUCUUUUUGCAUAUGUUGGUUGGGUAAAAAAAUGAUGACUUUUAAUAAACUUUCCUCAAGUGGCAUGUUGGGCUACUCCGGUUAUGUGUGAGGAUGUAGACCAAAGACUAAAGUCACGAUGGACUGUUGAUCCAGCCAUGCCAGAAAGGAUUGUCUUGGAUAUAUAAGAACUGAAAAGGGCAACUAGUUUUCAUUCUAUUGCCACAACUUUGGUUUUAUCUCCUUCCUUUUCUAGAAUCUCUAACAAAAGGUUGUUAGGCUAAGCCACCUUCCAUUAACCUGAUGUCCUCUCAAUGGGACUACAAGUCCCAGAAUUUCCAAUUAACAUGUGGGUUAACAUGAUCAAUGAGUUCUAAGAGUACCCAUACCACGCUAUCUAGUGAGCAGCCAAUUGAGAAAAGCUGCUCUAAUUCAUGUGCCUUAUUCACUGGUUCAUCUAGUGAUUUGCUCCAGAUGUGAGUGAAUGACUGGCUAUAUCAAUCUUCUUCUUUUUUUGACUUAAUCACAAAUCCAACUUUAGCAGUGGCACAAAGAAACUUUCGUGAUGCAGGGCAGACAAACUCUGGUCCAGGCUCAUUUACUUUGCUUUUCUUGAGCUUCAAACCCCUGGGAGAGCUGUUGGUUUGUUUCUGAGAUUUUAGAGAUAUCAGCAAGCAGGCUUUUCUCUGAAAAAAGCCCCUCCAUUUCACGUCCAAUACCUGGGACUCAGGUCUAAUGUAAUUUUAGCACAUGUAUGUUAUGUAAUGAUUUAGAAGAUGUUGGAUUUUAUACCGAAUGCACUCAAAGCACCCUCUGCGCACAGAGUAUUACAUAAUCUUGCCAAAGAAACCUAUUUGAAAUGCACUUUUCUUCGUUGUACAUUUAUUCUUGUGUGGCUCUGCCCUUCCCCCCCCAUUUUUAAAACACUCUGUUUAAAUUGUGUUUGCUAGUGAAUUUUCCUCUAGCAAUUUCUGAAAUUCUGUCUUGGAAUAAUUGGGUGAUUUAGCUAAUUGUAUAUGUAGCUUGAUAUUUAAAGAAAGUUCCUGAGCAGUAAAACAGCCAAAUUAUAUUGCAUUUGUGAGAGAGAGCAGGAGGUAAGCCAUUAUAAACUCACCGACCUUAAACUGCAACAUUUCUUCCCUCCGAGCUGUUGUAUGAAGCUCUCACAGUGGUUUGUUUAAAUCUCAUGUCUAAAAGUAGCUAUUUUCUAAAUUUCCUUCUCAGCAGCAUUAAUAAAUAAUAUCUGACAAAUAAAUAACAUUUAAGCAGGCCCAGGCUUAUUUAUAACAAAGAAAGGCAUCUUGGUUAAACUGGGACAGAACUUUAGCAGACAGAAGAGUGCUCCUGUUGUCCUUAGAUGUAUCCUAAAUGUCAAUAUGGAAGGAAAACAAUUUUCUGAUUGGUCAAUAUAGAUUAAAGAAGCCGCCAUCUUGUCCUUUCUCAUUAGCAGCAAAUUGGCUUGGAUUAGCCUAAUGUUAGAGUCAAGAAUGUGCCUUUUUAUCCUAACAGAGCUGGCAGGCAUUGGCAAAUAUUUUUUAAAAAAAUCAUCUUCUUUUAUAGAGGUCAUUUGAGACGCAGCUCAAUAUAGACAUGAGGAAUAAGUUCCCAUCAGUUCAUUAUAAUACAGAUGUUGACAUACCGGGCUGUUUUUUCAUAUCACGGUUCACUGAUUGUCCUUAGUUAAGAGGCAGACAUUGGCCCAAAUGAUUAAAAAAAAACAAAAAAAACCAGCCACAUUGGACCAAUAGCCCAACAGGCAGCUUAUAUAUCUGUUUCCAUCUGCAGUUAAAGUGAAUGUGCUGGAGAAACAAAUGGGAAGAGGAAACAGGGCUGAGUUAACUCUUCUGGCAGUAAUAAGUUUGAAUAGUUCAUAAAAGGUUGAUUCAAAACAGGCUCUAUUCAAGUUAUUUUUGUGCUGUGUAUUUAAGAAAUAUUUGGCAAAAGAGCAAGCUGGUGAUAAGAUGUAUCCUGCUAAAUUUCAGGGCAAAUGUUACACUGACUUCAUGGAAUAUCUAUGUAAGACGCACUGAAAAGUAAUCUGAAAUACUAGCUUUUGAUCUGUUGCCCUCUGCCAUUUUUCACUAUUAAAAGCAAGACUAUCUCUUCACUAACAUGAUCAAGGACCACUGCGGGACCUUUCUUCUAUGCAUUAAAUGAAGUGGUUUAAACAAAUAAACACACAAUUAUAUUAUCAGCAUUCUUGCCAAUUCUUGGGUAGUGUCUUCUAUAUUAAUCAUGCAUAGUUAUCCAGAAAGCUGCAGGACUUUUUCUGGAUGUCUUCAAAUACUGGCUGGACAUCCUUUUGAUAAGGAUUUCUUUUUCUGGAUUUCCUGAUUUGAACAGGAAGGUUAAAACAAAUGGCUUGAGGCUCCUCCAACUUGACUUCUACUAGCAUGAAACAGGUGGGAUGUGGAUUGUCAUCCCUUUCCUAGCAUCAUGUUUCCAGAAAUAGUAAUUUUUAUUCCAAUGGAUGUUCUGCUGAAUAAUAGCACUUCAAAAUCAAUGGUGCGAUCCAAAGAGAACAUUGUCAACCUUGGCAUUAGAACUACUCAGAUUCCACUUCUUUGGCUGUAGAGUACUCUCAAUGGACAUACCAGAACAUAAUCCCUUAAUCAGAAUUAGGAACCAACCAACCAUCGAUUUAUGAAGUUUCUAGAUAUAAUUCUUUUUUUAAAAGAAUGUUUUAGAUGUUUUACUGUGGAAGAUUGCUUUGAGCUGACUAGACUCUAGAAGAAGCAGAAAGCAACUUGUCAAAUCAGUUCCUAUCAGGAAAUAUUCCAUCUAGUGAUUCUCUUUUCUACGUUUAUUUUUUCAGAAGAUAUCCCAUUUUGCUUAGUUUUAUUUGAAUUUUAAAUGAAACGUCGUACAUGAUUUCAAUAGUAUUAGAGCAAUAAAUACAUAGAAGAAAAUUAAUUUUGGAAGGGAGGGAGUCUGUCCUAACUGAGCUCAGAAAAGUCAGUUAAAAGUUAGCAGUAGGGACAGAACCAUCCCUGAAUAGGUUGAUUGCCUGUGCAUUGUUAAAUUCUCUGCCUUAGAUAUACACUUAGAUGGAAACGUUUCUGUGUAUAAUGCAAGGCAAUGAAUAUCAACAUUUCUUCUGCUGCAACUGUUUGCAUAGUUCCAAUCUCUUUUUAAAAACUGUGGUUCUUUGCUUUCCCAGCAAUGUUGUUCCACAGUUUUUGAUCUUCUCACCCUCAUGAUUAAAAAUCCAGAGGUCAAUAAUCCAGAGGUCAGUAAUAAUGAGAUAGUAAUAUAUCUAUGAAGGCUCCUAUAAUUGUCCAUAUAUGCCAUUUAUGCAUCUCACUAUUCUUAUCUUCUUCUCUAUUCUUUAGAGAAUACUCUAAAAUGUUGAGCGCCUAGAAACUGAAAAAUGACAUUUUACUUUUAACUACCAAAUACCACCACCACCCCAGAAAUUACAGAGGUUAAACGAAUAAUGUGUUUAGGAUUGGCUAGAUGUUUUUGCUACAGCAGGGCCUUCCCAAACCAAUGGAAUCCUCAUUAUUUACUUCUGGGUUUCCCAACCUUGGCAACUUCAAGACGUGUGGACUUCAACUCUCAGAAGAAGUCCACAUGUCUUAAAAUUGCCAAGGUUGGGAAACUCUGAUUUACACGAAUAAUCCCUUUGUAUAUCAUCAACUUACUUCAUGACUGCUGUGAUGGAAACUUUCAGAAUGAAUCCAAACAACACAAAUCAAGCAUCUAAUUUAUCUCCAUGGGGGGAAGAAAUGCAUCCAAUGAAUUUUGGGUUUAUAUCUAGUAAGACUGUCAUUAGAAUUGCCAAUAUAAACUGGGGGGGAUCCUUAUUAAAAUUGUGACUUAUUGACUUUGUUUUGUUACUUGCCUGGACUAUUGUUGUUACAAAUUUCUUGCCAGUAUUUAUGACUAUACGAAACCAUGUUUCUUUUCUUUCUUGCAUCUCUCCUUUUUUUUAAACCCAGACAGAAAUGUUCACUUACACAUAACAUAGAGAGUAGCAAGAAGGAAGGGAAAAAUAAACCCAAAUACAUCCCCUUUUUAUGUGUUUAUAUAGACAGAAUUCUCUCUAUAUUUUACCGCCUAAGCUUUCCUUUCCCUUUGUACAGUAAUUUCUUGACUCAUUGCGGUUCCUAGUAUGGCUUUAUCAACAAUAAGAUUUUAAACCAAAUCAAUUAUAUCAAAUAUGCUGUUGCUUGAAUUGCCCAGCUUGGUAUCUGGAUUGUUGGAAUUAUAUCUCAAACUUUAAGGGAGUGAAGGAAUAAAGACUCUCUACUUUUUGCACAGGG